Colletotrichum aenigma is the source of this 1137-nucleotide messenger RNA. RefSeq lists its product as uncharacterized. The transcript has a single exon. The record is from RefSeq and is a predicted model, not a curated record. Bases 1 to 1137 code for a protein of 378 amino acids. Gene Ontology annotation, cellular component: mitochondrion. NCBI's taxonomy places the organism in Eukaryota, Fungi, Ascomycota, Sordariomycetes, Glomerellales, Glomerellaceae.
AUGGCUACGACAUUGACGCCCUUCCUCUACCAGACGAGGACGAUACUUCGGGCUUCCGUCGCUCUUCGGUCCUUCUCAACCACCGCCAGCCGUCUGAGCAGACCCCCCCGCGAGCAGCCCAUCCCGUUCGAGUGGGAGGGCUCAAUUCAAGAAGAACGUCCCGACAUCCCUAGCGGCCGCGAUGGCGAAAUCAGAUCUACAAUCACUCCGAGCGAAAGACAUGUGUUCCGAAAGAUCUUCGACGACAUGGCGAAGCGCAGCGCAGCCCCCGGCGGUCCCUCAAGAAAACUUGCUGAUGCCGACUCCGACGCCACAUCCCGCGACGAUGUCCUGAGCAAAUACCCUGCGUCCCUGCGUCGAGCUGCCGAAGCUGCCCUCGGAAUGCGAGAAAUGUCUGGCGGCUAUUUCGAAGAAGACCGCCCAAAGAGAGUGUCUCGCAUCGCCUUGAAGAGUGAGGAGGACGAAGCCAAUGUUCCCACCAAGGUGCAAGACGCACGAGACGACCUGCACAUGAUGGAGGGCGCCAGGUUGCAACAGAUUCUGGACACCUGCAAAACGGACGUCGAAGUUUGGAAUGUGCUGGAAGAGGAGGUCUUCUCCAUGAUUGAGAAGCUUGGGAUUGCCGAGAACAGGCCGCAGGAGGAACAGCCGGGGACCGAGACACAGAAGCAGAAGCCUGUCCUAGACAUGGACACCCACGGCCCCAUCUACUCAAUGCACCUCCUCAAAGGCCUCAAAACCCUCGAUCAGGUCUUCGCCAGGCCUUCACCGCUGGCCUUGAACAUUCUCCCCCGCGUCAAGGCCCUUGGAAUCGCCUCCUACGUCCUGGGCGUCUCGACGCCAUUCUACAACGAGCUGGCAUCCAUCCUAUGGUUUCGCCAUGGCGAUACCCAAGCUGUGCUCGCCCUUCUCGAUGAGAUGCAGGAUGCUGGCCUGUUCUACGACAAGGACACGCUGCGUUUGGUCGACAGCAUCGAGCUGGCCCUAGACUCUUUCCGGAACCGCGGGCUGGGUGUCUUCUCCAAAAUCGUUGGCACCAUUCCAGGCUACAACCUGGACGACAAGGCCAUGGUAGCACGCGCCGCACGUCGUGUUCGCCAUGCGGUGAAGAAUCAGCGAAUGGCACUGGGUAACUAG